AUGAAUUGGUCAUUAAUUCUAUGUUUGGCCGGUUUUUUGGUCAUAGGAACAUCUGAAAUAUUUGAAAACGAACCUUUCCCAUCAAAUGAAGAGGACGAAAUCGACACGAACGUCCACAAAGAAAGCUUCCUGGCUGGCGGUGCAAACAGUCUCGACGAGCCACACGUCUUUGAUCAAGAUGAAGAUUCAGUAGAAGAAAGUACUCUUGUUGAAAAUCUCGCGGGUGAAUAUAACGAUGAAGUUCAUGAAAAUAUCGUUGGAGAAAGGUUUAGCGAGGGAGCAAUGAGCGACAGCGAUUUGAUUGUGAACAACCGCAUACCCCACGGCACGUUGGUACCCUACCAUUACGAUCUCUACAUCAGGCCCAACAUUCUAACAACACCUCCUUUCUAUGCUAAUGGCACAGUUAGAGUAUACUUCGAGUGCUUGCUGGAGACCAAUGUUCUACAUUUGAAUGUUUUUCAUAAACUAAUGACAGUGGACAAGAACACAAUAAUAUUCAUGCUCAGUCCGGAUAACACUGUGAUUGCUCCUGUUCCGGAAUUAUUUUCUAUAACGAGCCGUCCUGAGAUGGAUAUGCAAUCCUAUCAAACAAAACGACACUUCAUGAAGGGCGCCAAAUACAUCUUCCAAGCGGAGUACAGAACAACGAUGGGCAAGCAGGGGGAGGAUGGCUUCUACUGGGACAGCUACGUUGAUAACAAAGGAGUAACCAAGUACAUAGCAGCCACGCAGUUGGAGUCUGUGGACGCCCGCAAGUUGUUUCCCUGCAUGGAUGAGGUCGACAUGAAGGCCACAUUUGAUAUCUUCGUUCAGAUCCAGGCCAACAAGCACACGGCCCUCUCCAACAUGCCACCUGCUAGGAACGUUCUUCUACCGAGUGGAUGGACAGAGGUUCAAUUCAAGAGGACCCCUCUGAUGUCCACCUACCUGGUCUGCAUCAUCGUCGGCGAGUUUAUCAGGAAGCCCGUCAACACGCCACCUACUAUGAAGACGGCAAUAAACUUGUACGCAGUUGAAACUCAGCAGUACAGACUGGAGUUCAUGGCCAGGUUUGCUGUGGCACAGUUGCAGAAGUGGUACGACGACACCACCGGCUACCCGUACAGAGAACCAAAAUUGGAUCACGUAGCCCUCCCGAACAAAGGUGGAGCCAUGGAGAACUGGGGCAUCAUAACGUACGGCGAGGAACUUCUGUGCAUGGAUAACGAAACGACAUCAAUCGUCGGUCUGUUCAACGGGGUCACAAUUGUCUCUCACGAAUUGGCACACAUGUGGUAUGGAAACUUGUUAACAUGCAAGUGGUGGGAUGAUCUGUGGAUACAAGAAGGAUUCGCCACCCACUACAACUACAACCCCACUGAAGUCCUCGGAUGGGAUUGGAUGUUGACGCAACAGUCGGACCAGCGUCGUGGCAUUCAGAACUUCAUGAUCAAGGACCAGAAGAACACCACAGACCCAGUUCGAAAGACCAUCCUGACCCCACAGAACUCUGAAUCUGCCUUCACUUCCAGCACUUACAACAAGGGAGGUGCACUGAUCAGGAUGAUCCAAGGAAUUUUAUCGAGGCCUGUCAUGAACUCAGCCUACAGCAAAUAUUUGAAGAAAUACGCCUACACCAACGUCGUCACGAAGAAUCUGACCGAUGCCUUGGACGAGGAAGCUAAACUGUCCGGAAUAACCUAUCCCGACAAAAAACCUCUGAAGUUCCAAGUGAUCCUGGAUAGCUGGCUGAACAUACCCGGCUACCCCCUUCUCGAAUGCACCAGGCAGACCAACCAGGUUGAAAUCAGAGUGACGCCAUCACUGUACCUUCAUCCGCGCAAGCAGACGCCCAUCAGCAUCAAUAGGACUGAACAUCAGGUUGUUGAUAAUUUCAGUUACAGCUGGGAGAUCCCCAUGAGGCUGGUGACCAACCUGAGCCGGCCCAUCGAUUGGGACGGGGUGCCCUCGCACUGGAUCAUGACUGGUCAAACAGGCCUAACCAUCAGCUCAUCUCCGACUCAGUGGUUCAUUUUGAAUCCAAGACAGCACUUCUACUAUAGGGUCUUGUACGACGCCGUCAACAGGAACUUGCUGGUUGGACAACUUCUCGCCGAUUAUAAGAAAAUUCUGCCCGAGACCCGAUCGCAACUCAUUGACGACAACUUUGAUCUGGCCAGGAACGGCUACUUAUUAGUGACGGAUGCCAUGGAGUUUACGAAGUACCUGAGCACUGAGCUGGUGUACAAUCCAUGGGAGGCCACUUUGAGACACGCUCACUUUAUCCAACCUUUCUUCAAGAAGGAUUUGUCUUAUGCUAAGUUCAUGGAGUAUUUUAGUUCCAAACUGGAGAAAGUGUUGGAUGAGUUGAGGUAUGAGUUCCCCGAGCAGGAGACAGUCCUAACAACAUUCUUGAGAAAAGAUGCCAUCUCAUCUGCAUGUGCAUUUGCCAACCAGAAGUGCCUGCUCUACUCCAGAGAUCAAUUCAAAAAGUACCUCGCAUCUCCAAAUAUCAACACAAUCAAUGCCAAUGCUCUGCCCACGGUCCUAUGCCAAGGAAUCUUUGAUGGAACCUCAAAUGAUUGGGAGGUGAUAUGGAACCAGUACAACAAGAGAAAAGUGGUGAACGUGAAAGACGAAAGAAACGCCUACCUCUUCGGCCUCACCUGCACCUCCAACCCUGCUCUCGUAGACAGAUUUUUCAACGAUUUGGUGAUGAAUAAAACGUUCCGUUCGCGAGAUGUCAGUCAAGCCACAUUGUACCUGGCCGCCAACGAACGUGGGGCACAGAAACUCUUCGACUACUUGGACAAGAGCUGGGAGGACAAAAGUGUAAUCAUUCCCAAGACCUCAACAAUUACAGCAAUAACAAACAGCUGGUACACGAACGAUCAACUGAAUAGGUUAAAAGUUUUCAUCCUGAAUAGAAAGAAUCUGUCGAACAAUGAGAAGCAGCAACUGAUCCAAGCAGUCUUACAAGUUGAACUCAAUAGGGACUUCUACGCCAAAAAUUCUGCACCACUUGACAAAUGGUUGAAGGAUAACGUCAAGCCGAAAAGCAGGUCCACCAUAGAGUACAUGAGGAAAGGAGUCGAUGAGUCAGCAGGAACGAAACUGAAGAACAUGCAGAGGAGAGUUUUUUCGGUGGGAGGAGCUGUUCACAAUUAUUGGAAUCUUUUGCAGGAAUCUUACUACGCUGAGAAAAUCGGCAGGAUUUAUCGGGAAUAAAUAAAUAGGUACAACACUACAUGUUGGUAAUGUCACAAUUGGGAAUUCCCAAUUGAAAAAUCACUUUUACUCGGUGAUUAUAGACAUAUCUAUUUUUAAACAUGCAAAUGAACAUAUAAUUGAUUAAUAGAAUUGAUAAUCAACAAAAUUAAAUUUAUUAAUAUUCAAAGUUGAAACAGAUUUUAUUUUAAAUUGAAUUAAAUGUUUAUUGAACUUUUUCUAAAUUAAGCAAAAAAAUCUUUUCAAUAAAUGUGUGAUCAUUUAA
Molecule: messenger RNA, 3475 nt
Organism: Helobdella robusta
Lineage: Eukaryota; Metazoa; Annelida; Clitellata; Rhynchobdellida; Glossiphoniidae
Exons: 23
Coding region: 1-3210 (1069 amino acids)
Biological process (GO): proteolysis; peptide catabolic process
Cellular component (GO): cytoplasm
Molecular function (GO): peptide binding; metalloaminopeptidase activity; zinc ion binding
Source: RefSeq, a predicted model, not a curated record